GCGCCCUCGGAACUUGGGCGCUCGGCGGGCCCGCCUGCGGCCCCGGCCGGGCCCGGCUCCUGCGCGCCGCCCCGGGCCCUCCCGAGGUGCGGCCGGCUCGCCGCUCCUGGCAGACGGCCUGGGCCUGGCCGGGCGAGCGCAGUGCGGCCCCUGCGGCCCCGGGACCGCGGGGACGGGACGGAGGCCCCUGCGGCCCCGGGACCGCGGGGACGGGACGGAGGCCCCUGCCUGCCCCGAGUGACCGCGGGGACGGGACGGAGGCCUCUUUCCUGAGUGACCGCGGGGACGGGACGGAGGCCCCUGCGGCCCCGAGUGACCGCGGGGACGGGACGGAGGCCCCUGCCCCGAGUGACCGCGGGGACGGGACGGAGGCCCCUGCCUGCCCCGAGUGGCCGCGGGGACGGGACAGAGGCCCCUGCCUGCCCCGAGUGACCGCGGGGACGGGACGGAGGCCCCUGCGGCCCCGAGUGACCGCGGGGACGGGACGGAGGCCCCUGCCUGCCCCGAGUGACCGCGGGGACGGGACGGAGGCCUCUUUCCUGAGUGACCGCGGGGACGGGACGGAGGCCCCUGCGGCCCCGAGUGACCGCGGGGACGGGACGGAGGCCCCUGCCUGCCCCGAGUGA
Molecule: messenger RNA, 626 nt
Organism: Dipodomys ordii (Ord's kangaroo rat)
Lineage: Eukaryota; Metazoa; Chordata; Mammalia; Rodentia; Heteromyidae
Product: cuticle collagen 1-like
Exons: 1
Source: RefSeq, a predicted model, not a curated record